This is a messenger RNA of Bactrocera dorsalis (oriental fruit fly), 568 nucleotides long. RefSeq names its product DNA-directed RNA polymerase I subunit RPA12 (gene RpI12). The transcript has 3 exons. Gene Ontology annotation, molecular function: DNA-directed RNA polymerase activity; zinc ion binding; nucleic acid binding. The record is from RefSeq and is a predicted model, not a curated record. Lineage: Eukaryota; Metazoa; Arthropoda; Insecta; Diptera; Tephritidae. Gene Ontology annotation, biological process: termination of RNA polymerase I transcription; DNA-templated transcription. Gene Ontology annotation, cellular component: RNA polymerase I complex. The coding region runs from base 77 to 439 and encodes 120 amino acids.
GAUAAAACUGACAAUUUCACAUGUGAGCUCUAAUGAAGUGGUAGUUUAUGGUCUGUAGUGUAAUCAAAACAUAAAUAUGGAGACAUUCAACUCACAUCCCGGCUUUUGUCCAGUAUGUGGAUCCAUUCUUCCGCAAUUAAAUACAGUAGGAUAUGUUGUAUGUUACAAUUGCAAAAAGGAAUUUCCCCCUGACGUUUUUGGAUCGCAAGACGUUGAGUACACUAUACACUUCAACAGUUACAAUCCAGAAAAGGUAUUUGACAAAACUAAAAGCUACCCAGAUGAUGAAGCUGAAGGACCGGUUGUUGAACGCAAAUGUCCAAAAUGUGGCAAUAUGCAAAUGUCUUAUGCGACACUGCAGCUGCGUUCUGCAGAUGAAGGGCAAACUGUGUUCUUUACAUGCCUUAAGUGCAAAUUUAAGGAAUCUGAAAACUCAUAACUUCGAUGGAAAUUUAAUAUAUGUGUUUUUAUUUAGGUUAUUUCAUUGCACUAUUUGCACUACAUAUACAAUUUUUUUAUAGUAAAUGCAAGAUCAAUAAAAAACGCUAUGUCGCAUUUUUUGUUAUUA